AUGAGCCUCCGUCUGCCUCUGCGGGGUCGGGGCAAAUUCGACACCAUCAUCAGCGCCUACGCUCCGCCGAUGAGCAGCCCCGACGCCGCCGCAAGAGACAAAUUCUACGAGGACCUGCACGCCCUUUUGGCGACUGUGUCGAAGGCGGACAAGCGGAUUGUCCUUGGUGAAUUCAACGCCCGCAUCGGCACAGACCAUGCUGCCUGGAGAGGAGUGCUGGGUCCCCAUGGUCUCCGCGGCUCCAAGGACAAUGGACUGCUGCUCCUCCGCACCUGCGCAGAACACAGCCUCAUCCUGAUGAACACCUUCUUCUGUCUGCCGGAGCGAGAGAAGGCCACUCGGGGGCAUCCUCGGUCGCGUCAGUGGCACCUGCUGGACUAUGUCCUCGUCCGGAGGCGAGGUCAGCGGGACGUGCUGGUGACGAAGGCGAUCGCGGGCGCUGACGGGGGGAUCGACCAUCGCCUCGUCAUCUCGAAGAUGUGUAUUCGUCUACAGCCUCGCAGGAGACCACAAGGUAAGCGACCCCCAGGUAAGCUGAACAUUGCCUUGCUAUCUUUGCCCGCUCACCAUCUUCAUUUCAGCAAUGAGCUAGCUCAACGGUUAGGCAACCAUCCAAUCGCUGACGCCGCCGCUGCUGAUAGCGCCUCCGUGGAGAACCGACGGUGCCAACUGCGAGACACGGUCCAGUCGACGGCGCUAGCCGCCCUCGGUCGCGCAAGCCGGCACCACCAGGAUUUGUUCGACGACAACGACGCCGACAUCAGUAAUCUGCUCGCCGAGAAGAAUCGCCCACACAAAGCCUACGUAGACCACCCCACCGAUGACAACAGAACUGCUUUCUACCGCAGUCGCCGCCACUUUCAGCAACGACUGCGCAAGAUGCAGAACACUUGGACUGCUCGCAAAGCUGAGGAGAUCCAAGGAUACGCGGACAGCAACGAGUGGAAGAACUUCUUCUCCGCGGUCAAAGCUGUCUACGGUCCGCCGACGAAUGCCAGGGGAUGCGGACCCACCUGUAUUCUACCUUCGUAG
Molecule: messenger RNA, 1032 nt
Organism: Spirometra erinaceieuropaei
Lineage: Eukaryota; Metazoa; Platyhelminthes; Cestoda; Diphyllobothriidea; Diphyllobothriidae
Source: the annotation of a GenBank genome assembly